UACGCUUUGGCGAAGGGUCGUCGAUCGUCGGAUUGUCGAUCAACGAUGUGUGGUAGGAGGUUGAAUGAAACAAGCUGAAUCUUAUCUGGUUUAAGUUUAAUUUAUUUAGUAUUUGAGUUACAUUGGUGUGUUUUAAUAUGGGUUCUUCUCGUAAAGAAAAAGACAGAGAGGAAAGGAAGCAUAAACACAAGCAUAAAGACCGUGAUAGGGACAAAGAUAAAGACAGGAAACGUCGGCAUAAGCACAAGCGUGAUCGUUCCCCUCGAUCGCCUACUUCUAGGCCUAAACGAGAUGCUAGCGGCGGUGAAGAAUUCGUUGAGCCUGUAAUAAAGAGAGAGAGAGGCACAGAUGGCCAAGGUUACUACCGAGCUUUUGAGGAAAGUGUUGAAAAAAGAGGAGAAAUUGCUUCAUCUGGAGGUGGUGGGAUAACAGAGUCUAUGAGCAUUGAAGAAACAAAUAAAAUAAGGUUGAAGCUUGGACUAGCACCACUUGAACCCAGCAAUGCUCCAAAACAAGGUACAGAUGGUGUGCAACCCAUGCCAGAGUCAGGCUCCACAGACGUGCACAAGCCAGCCAGGAAUCUUGCUCAAGAAAACAAACGAAAAGCCAUUCAAGAGAAGCUGCAACAAAUAAAAGCUAAACGGGAGAUCAACAAAAAGCUCAGCAAAGUCAAAACUCUUGGAGAAGAAGAUGAUGUAGAUGAUAUCCAUGCAUGGGUAGAACGAAGCCGGAAGGUACAAAAAGAAAAGGCAUUAGCAGAGAAAAGAGAAAAACUUUUGCAAGAAAUGGAUGCUGAUUUUGGUAUUGAAGCAUUGGUGGAUGAGGAAUUCAAAAAAAGUGGUAAAGAAAAGGCUUAUGGUUCUCGUGAUAUAGCUGGACUUCAAGUUCAACACUCGUUGAAGUCUUUUAAAGAAGGAAAAUCAGUGAUAUUAACACUAAAAGACUCAGGUAUUUUGGAUGAGGAGGACGAUGCUUUGGUGAACGUUAACAUGGUUGAUGAUAUAUUAGCAGCUAGGAAUACUGAACUGAGAAAAGGCAGACCUGGCUAUAUCCCAUACGAACAAGAAGAAGUGGAUGAAUUUGGUGUUGUAAAGAAGAAGUCAUUAUUACACAAAUACGAUGAAGAAAUUGAAGGAAAGAAAGUAGAAUCAUUCAAGUUGGGUGAAUCUGGGAGUAGUCCAGCCGUGAGUAAGAUAUCUCAACAAGCACAUAUUCGUCAGGAGCUGCAAAAGCAAAGCCUGGACAUGCAGGUACCUACAGUAGCAAGUGAUUAUUAUACAAGUGCAGAAAUGGAGAAGUUUAAAAAACCUAAGAAGCGGCGAAGGAAAGUAAAGAAGUUUUCAGUGAAUGACUUAACUCCAGAAGACAGCAUUACUGAUCAUGGAUCCCGUAAUGGUGGUAUACGUAGAAGAAAUCUUGAUGAUGGUAAUACCUUUGGAAUUGGGGACACAAUGGACUUGGACCUACCUGAUAUUGAUGGAGGCAUGAUAAGGGGUCCAAUGCACAAUGCAGAGGUAGAAGAAAAUGUUGUAAUUGAAGAUGACGCUGCCUUAGAGCUACAGCUUGCUCUUAAUAAGGCAAGGAGGAUGAAAUACAAGAAAGAAAAGAAAGAUGUAGAUGGAGAUAAGUUAGUGGCAGAAGCAGUGAAGUAUGCAAAAGGUGAAGAAAUGGACACUGACUCAACCACCAAUCCUUCAAUAGUUCUGAAUGCAACCUCAGAAUUCUGUAGAACCCUCGGCGAAAUACCAUCGUACAGUUCAGCUGUUCCUAAAGAAGAGGACAAUGAAGAUGAAGUUAUGGACUUUGAGAAGGAAGAACCUGAACAGAUGGGAGACGAAGAAGGAAUUAGUGCAUGGAGUAGGGUGAACCUCGAGGAAGAGGAUGAGGAGGAAGAAGAAGAAGCUGAGCCAUUAGGCCCUGUACUUGAAGAAGAGCCAUCGCUACAAUCAGGAGUGGCGGGCGCCCUCAAGAUGGCCGUUAACAAAGGGUUCCUCGAGAAAGAAUCCAAUAAGAAAUUCAAAGCUGCUAAAGAUAAAUCCAUUGAAGCACAGAAUUUCCACGUUGAGGACAAAAGUUUUCAUGACAUUGAUGCUAAAUACAGCAAGCAUGAUCGUUUUCGUGGACCGGUUGCAGACUUUAGGGAAAAAUCUGGUUACAAACCCUCAUUUAAUAUCUCUUAUAAAGAUGAUUCAGGCAGAGAACUCAACCAAAAAGAGGCAUUCCGAGUCUUGUCCCAUCGUUUCCAUGGUAAACGUUCAGGAAAGUCGAAGACAGAAAGAAGACAGAAAAAGAUAGCUGGAGAACAGGCUCUUUUAAAAAUGUCCUCUGUUGAUACUCCUCUUGGAACGGUUGCUAUGUUACAAGAAAAACAGCGAGUGAUGCAGUCUCCUUAUAUCAUGUUGAGUGGUAGUGGUAGCAACGUCCUUAAUGCAGCAAAUGUAAUGACCAAAGGCAAAAACUGAAGUUUGAAACAUCUUGCUUUAUUUAAAAAAAAACAAACAUGAAACUACAAUUAACAGUACAAUAAGUUUUAAAGAUUUCCUUGAUACUGUACAUCGAUUCUUGGCAAACUGCAUCUUGUAGGAAAGUAAAACGUUUUAUAAAUGCGUUUUCAAUAAUCUAGAUUAAUAUAACUGCACAAAACUUUUUAACAUAUUAGGCUGUUAAGAGUAACUAAAACAGUAAUCAUGUUUUAGUAAUGUGUUGAUUACUGUGAUGUAAAAUGGUAAUCUAUUUACGAGUAAGAAACGUUUCCACUCCGUAAGUCUUGUAAUGAAAUUAUAAAGCGUCACAUUAUUUAAGAGGUCUGAAUAUCAGCUGACAUUCUUGGAUAUGCAGUAAGGGUUGCCCUCUAUAAAAUAUGUUAUAUACUGUCUCAUGAGCUAAAUGAAAAAUCCAAUUCCAUAUAUAAAUUGCUAAUUUGUAUAAAUUGCUUAAAUUGAAAAUCUGAAUGAGAAAGAAAUUUCCGGGUCAGUUGCUGGACAUGUACAUAAUGCUGUUUCUGAAUUCUUUUACGUAGACCCUUAAAUUGGCUGUUAAAUUAAUUUAAAAGUUUUUUAGAGAAAUGUGUAAAUCUGUGAAAACUUUUUUUUUUUACAGUCUGUUUCGAUCCUUUUAAAUGAACUAAUAAUUUUGAUAGAAUUUUUUAGAUUUCUCCUGAUUAUUUUGGCAGUCUAUCCUAACAAAUGAUUUUAAACUAUAAUUACAUAUCGUAAAUGAUGUAAUAAGCGCCUCUCGAAUAAUCGUCACAACAAAUGUGAAUUUCUGUUUCCAGUCGCCUGCAGUGCUUAAUUGAUAGCACAUAUUGCGUCGUUCCCUGAUGUUUUGAGAAUGAAAGAUUUCUCACAAAAUUAAUACUAACAUUGCAACAACUUGGGUACCAACACACAUGAUACCAAUUUAACAAUCAAAUAAUUUAUAUAAGUGUCUCUCUUAAAUAAGCACUGCACUAAGGCAUCCAAAAAUGUUAUAAGCACCACAGCACAUAUUAGAUCAUUUACAGUAAUACGCUGUUGUUUAUUUUAACUAAUCUGUCAGUGAAGUUCCGGUCACACUGCCAAGUACUAUUUGACAAAUAACUGUGAUUUGCCCAUACUGUAUAUGCCAUUCUGACCAUACAUGGGUAUAUUAUGACAUCAACAUACCUAAAUAUGGGCAGAUGACAAAUUUGUAGUUUAAAAAUUGAUGAUGAGGCCGAAGCCUACGAGAAUUCCCGCAUUGCUUAUUGUCAUUCAAAUAAACACAACAUAACACUAAUCUGUAUAUAACGUGGUACUAUUAUAUACAAAGGAUGGUAAACUCUGAUACUUUACAGGUAAUAAUCAGUUAUGCAUGCGACACUUCUAUCAAUGGGUUGUCAUACGUAGUCUUCUGUGUAAUGUUAAUUGUACUUUCAUCUGAAAUAAAAAUAAAUACUCAUGUAUACAACAA
Molecule: messenger RNA, 3930 nt
Organism: Anneissia japonica
Lineage: Eukaryota; Metazoa; Echinodermata; Crinoidea; Comatulida; Comatulidae
Product: U4/U6.U5 tri-snRNP-associated protein 1-like
Exons: 18
Coding region: 138-2462 (774 amino acids)
Biological process (GO): maturation of 5S rRNA; carbohydrate metabolic process; mRNA cis splicing, via spliceosome
Cellular component (GO): U4/U6 x U5 tri-snRNP complex
Source: RefSeq, a predicted model, not a curated record